Messenger RNA from Physcomitrium patens, 2927 nucleotides. RefSeq lists its product as uncharacterized. Gene Ontology annotation, biological process: regulation of flower development. Gene Ontology annotation, cellular component: nucleus. NCBI's taxonomy places the organism in Eukaryota, Viridiplantae, Streptophyta, Bryopsida, Funariales, Funariaceae. The record is from RefSeq and is a predicted model, not a curated record. Gene Ontology annotation, molecular function: DNA-binding transcription factor activity; protein binding.
AGAUAUCCCUCCUUGUUGUGUGGGUUGAUACCUGCGCCGGGGGACUUCUCUCUCUGAGCUCUCCGCCUUCACGAAGGCAUUUCUCGUCCUGUUGCGGAUGAUUCCUUGGGCUGCUGCCAUAGCUGCCCCCUCCCUCCCCUACCUCCCUGUGCGGGUUUUGCUUGCCAUUCCACUGUUGUCGACGAUUUCGUCUGGCUCCGGCUGCCGAUCCUCACCGCCUCACGACAUCCUUCUGCUGCACCUUCUAGUGAGUCAUUCCAUCUCUUUCUCUCACGGAGGGCGUUCAGGAAAUAAGGCAUCCGAAGAAGAAGAAGCGUUUGUGUGCGAAGGGGAGAAUCCGUGAGAAUUCUGGAGAGGCGGAGGAAGAGACAGGAGUAGUGUGAGGCUUUGUUGUGAGGCGAAUACUCGGGGAUGUUGUGGGAGGUGGGGUACUGUUAGUUUCGGUGGUUUUUACAUCUUGGGUCAUAAUUUUGCGCGUUGGGAACAAUUUUGUGGUAUUUUCGGGGAGAUUGUGAGGAUCGUUUCGUGGUUUGACGUGGGAAAAGGUGUCGGAAGUGUGAGAUUUCCCUGGAAUCCUGAUAGUAGUUGGUGCUGUGGGUUGGGGGAAAGAUACAGUUGGCAACCAUGAGCGGGGACAACAGGUUAGGCUGAUGGAAGUGGUGGGGAGGAACUGAGGGAGGGAGAGUUGGUUUUUCGUCCACUCAGGGCGUGGGUUUGAUUUCGCGGGCUUGCUCGUUGGAGAUCAUCAUCCUCGUCUCACUAAAUGUCUGCAGAAGAAGAUCUGUACCUCAAUCAGACGGAAGCAGAAGCGCUGUAUUUUCCAGAUGCGCUGCUUGACAAUGCCGAUGAGCUUGACUUUGGGUCAUUUGGCGAAGCUAAUGGACAUGAUGAUGGCACGUUUAACAGCAUUACAGGGCCCUGUUUGAACUCAUUUGAAACCCGCGACAUUUUCAAGUCUACAGGUCUGGGUGGAGACUCUUUUGUGGAUGAUAUUGAGGAGAAGUGUGAUUCAGAUUUGAUUAUCCAGCAAGAAGCAGCAGCAAACCGUGCAGGCUAUACUAAUGGAAUCCUGCACAAUUACAAUUGUAACAAGCCGACAUUGGACCUGGAGAACAUGGGCAUGGCAUUUGGUAUCUCUGGGUCUUACCUGCAGGGGAAUGGGGUGACAGGCAUGGGGUCGCCCUCAAGCCCUUUAAUGAGCCAUUUUGGCGUAUUGUCACCGUCCAUGGUGGCAUCGGAGAAGCUCAAUGGAUUGACUAUUGGGCAGAUGGCGCCUUCCUAUUGCCCCGCUUCGUUUGAAACGAAGCCCACGACAAGCAUGGGAUUUCCACCAGCGGUGGCUUACUCGUCUGCACAAUCAAUGUCUAUUAACGCUGGGACGAAGCAGUUCUUGUCGCCUUCAGAAGCGUCGCCUAUCCCGCAGGCGGUAACAUCGCAGCCAGCAGCAAAUGGGCUGUCUAGGUUUGGAAGUCAGGACAUGCUUUUAUCAGCCGCAGAGAGCAAUGGUUACCACAGCACAUCACCUGUAUUAUCCCCAAAUUCAUCUGAGGGGAAAGAGCAGGUUGAGCAACUUGUUGGAGGUGAAAAUGGGAUGAAAAUGUCCCAAGAGAAACAAUAUUACAGCCUGAAUCAGCAAGGUGUAAUGCAGCAAGGCAGAGGGGUUGACACUACCAGCUUCGUUGAUGAUCAGGUGGAUGGAGACGGGGAUGGAUUGCAGCCUCUGCCGCAAAUGACUCGAUCGAGCAUGCAGCGAAGUUUUAGUAGCCAUGCAUUGGGCCAGCUCCGACACAUGAAUUCUGCCCCACCUCAGUCAGGAAGCGCGAUGAAUUCCCGUCACACUCAGGUGGAACGUUCUGUAGAAUUGACAAGUCCAGGGGCGCAGUUGCAGCCUAGCGUCGCUGAAUCUCAGAGUUUUGGGAUGCGCCCCAUGAUGCGUCGUGUCUACAGUGCUGGGGAUAUUCAGACUUUGAACAGAAUGCAAGGUGGAAUGAGCGGAAGUGCAUCUCCGAGUUUUGAGGAUGGCAAUUACAGGGUGGGAAAGUAUAGUUUGGAGGAGCGCAAAUUGAGGAUACAUAGAUAUCAGCAGAAGCGCAGCCAGCGUAAUUUCAACAAGAAAAUAAAGUACGCCUGCCGGAAAACUUUGGCAGAUAGCCGCCCACGAGUUCGAGGACGUUUUGCAAAGAACAUGGAUGAUGAUCUACCGACCGCUGCCUUUGGGCGUAAGCGCGAAGACGAUGACGACGAUGAGGGUGAUACUCAUGGCGGUAGAGAGGCCAAUGGAUACUUCUUCGACAAUUCUUCAGGAGAAUAUUCUGAUAUGCUCUCAUCUGUCAAAGUUGAGCAGCGCACGGUCGACAGUAUGUAAAUUUGAACCUACAGGAUUGUUGCUGUUUUGAGUUGAGUUGAAUGUGUGCUCUGGUUAAUCAACAUCCUUCUCCAGCUUCAAUGCUGUUCAGUUUUUUUUAGUAUAUAUUUAACCUUCCAAGCGCAUGGGUUCGUCGCGUGGAGGAGAGGCUGGCACAUUCUGAGUACCUAUACACCGCCUAGUGGUUCCAUGCUUUAAGAGGUGAAGUUAUAUUGUAGAACAAGGGUGAGAUGUUGUUUUAAUCGAUCUUUCUCUUACCUCUAGUUCCACCAAUCCUAGCUCUGAAAGAGUGGGAAGGCAAGGUGAAUAUUGUGCAGUGGUAUUGCUGAUUAUGAACUAGUGAAUCGUUUAGCAUUGGAGUUCAGUUAGAUGAGAAGGAGAGGUACAGGUGGUGCAGCAGUUUGAAGCUGUAGGCAGUCCCCACCAAUCAGGAAUCGAGACAAUCGUUUAGCUCAUGCUGUAAUUAUUAAAUGUGGCUCAAAAGCAGCCCCAUUUGUAAAAUGUCGGAAUGUUUUGUUAGGGAAGUGUUCCGUUUGUAUGAAGUAGUUGAGCUUUGUCUUUU